This is a messenger RNA of Corylus avellana, 3294 nucleotides long. RefSeq lists its product as uncharacterized. Gene Ontology annotation, molecular function: receptor serine/threonine kinase binding; protein kinase activity; ATP binding. The record is from RefSeq and is a predicted model, not a curated record. Lineage: Eukaryota; Viridiplantae; Streptophyta; Magnoliopsida; Fagales; Betulaceae. Gene Ontology annotation, biological process: protein phosphorylation.
GGCAUGGCAGCAAAUCCCAAGCCUCCUCUUCUUUUCCUUCACGUUGUCUUGCUCUCCAUACUUUUAUUGCAAAUCACAGCAUCACCAGAAGCACAAGCAGAAGCUCUUGUCAAGUGGAAAAACACUCUCUUCGCUCUUCCCCCUAGCUCUCCUCUCACUUCAUGGUCUCUUGCCAACCUCAACAACCUUUGUAAUUGGACAAGCAUUGUCUGCGACUCAACCGGAACCGUCUCCGAGAUAACCGUCUCAGGUGCAAAUCUCAAUGGAACACUAGCCCACUUCAACUUCACUCCAUUCCUUAACCUCACCCGCUUUGACCUCAGCCACAACUAUCUCACCGGGCCAAUACCGUCGGAGAUAGGCCGGCUAACGAAACUGCAGUACGUGAGUCUUCUCGACAACCAUCUCGAUGGGAAAAUCCCAUAUCAGAUUACCAAUCUUCAAAAGGUACGCUACUUAGACCUUGGAUCAAACCUCUUACUGAAUCCUGACUGGUCUAAGUUUUCGGCCAUGCCUUUGUUGACCAACCUUUCCUUUUAUUACAACUAUGGACUCACUUCAGAGUUCCCAGAGUUUAUACUUGGUUGUCACAACUUGACCUUCUUGGAUUUGUCCUACAAUAAGUUCAAUGGAACAAUACCACCAAACAUAUCACACCUUUCCAAGCUUAAUUAUCUUUAUCUGCAUGCUAAUCAGCUUUCUGGCUCAAUUCCAUCCGAGAUUGGGAACCUCACAAACCUUCAAGUCUUACACCUUUUCUACAACAAUCUCAAUGGCUCAAUUCCAUCCGAGAUUGGGAAGCUCACAAACCUUCAAGUCUUACUACUUUACACCAAUAAUCUCAGUGGCACAAUCCCACCAGAGAUUGGAAAUAUGGGAUCUCUGCAACAUCUUGAACUCGGCACUAACCAACUUGAAGGUGAGUUGCCAGACACCAUUUCUAGGCUCCGUAAUUUAAAGACAAUUAUUCUUUUGUACAAUAAAUUCUUUGGCACUAUUCCGAGUGACUUUGGGAAGUAUAGUCCUCUGAUCCAUGUUGGCUUUUCCCACAACAAAUUCUAUGGAGAAUUGCCACCUGAAUUGUGCAGCAGCUUUGCUCUUGAAAGUUUCACGAUGAAUAACAACAACUUCACGGGGUCAUUGCCAGAGUGCUUAAGAAAAUGCUCACAACUAAAGAGAGUACGGUUUGAUGGGAACCGAUUCAGUGGAAACAUUACAUAUGCAUUUGGAGUUCAUCCAAAUCUUAGUUUCAUUUCUCUUAGUGACAAUCAAUUUGUUGGUCAAAUCUCAGUGGAAUUGGCAGAAUCUGAAUCUCUCACCAAUUUGCAAAUGGACAGAAACCGGAUUUCUGGAAAAAUCCCAGUCGAGCUUGGAAAGUUGACACGACUACAACGUUUAAAUCUGGGCUCCAACGAAUUGUUUGGGGAAAUUCCAACUGUACUUGGAAAUCUAAGCCGACUGUACGAGCUCAAUCUGAGCAAGAACCAGUUGACAGGAGAGAUUCCUCGAAGUCUAGGCAAUUUGAGUGAGCUUGGUGAUCUUGAUUUGUCUACAAACAGUUUGACUAUGAACAUACCAAAGGAUCUUGGGAAUUGUGGUAAAUUAUUGAGCUUGGACUUGAGCAACAACAACCUAAUAGGUGAAAUACCAUCCGAGCUUGGUAACUUAAUGGAAUUGCAGUCAUUGUUGGACCUCAGCAGCAAUAAACUCUCAGGAAAUAUUUCUGAAAACCUUGCAAAGCUUUCAAAAUUGGAGAGUGUUAAUGUGUCACAUAACCAACUUUCAGGGGAAAUCCCAUCAUCAUUUUCCCGCAUGGUUAGUCUAAACAGCAGCGCCAUUGACUUUUCCUACAACAAUUUAACUGGUCCAGUCCCAAACAGUACCAUUUUCAAAGAUGCACCUGCAAAAGCUUAUGUUGGCAACUCUGGUUUGUGUGGAGAUACAGAAGGACUAACUCUUUGUUCUAGAAAGAAAAAGCAUUAUAAUCCGACUCUAUUAGCUAUCCUCAUUCCUAUCUGCAAUCUAUUAGUACUGCUUGCAACCAUUGUUGCUGGACUCCUAAUACGUUACCGAAAGACCAAACUCCUGUUUGAAGAAAACAAAACAAUUUUAGAGUGUGAGGAGAAGGCCGAGUCACUGAUAUGGGGAAGAGAGGGUAAAUUUACAUUCGGGGAUAUCGUAAAGGCCACUGAAAACUUCCAUGAGAAUUAUUGUAUUGGAAAAGGAGGAUUUGGAAGCGUUUACAAAGCAGCAUUGCCGACAAGUCAAAUUGUUGCAGUUAAAAAAUUUAACAUGUCACAAUCCAGUGACAUCUUAGUUGCCAAUCACAAGAGUUUUGAGAAUGAAAUUCGCAUGUUGACAGAAGUUAGGCACCGCAAUAUCAUUAAGCUUUAUGGGUUCCAGGCCACUCAGUGGUGCAUGUACUUGGUUUACGAAUAUGUGGGGAAAGGCAGUUUGGGAAAUGUAUUGUAUGGGGUGGAAGGGAAAGCAGAACUUGAUUGGGGUAGAAGGGUGAACAUCGUGCAAGGUGUGGCUCACGCAAUUGCUUACUUGCACCAUGAUUGUUCUCCUUCAAUUGUGCACCGAGACAUAACGGUGAACAACAUCUUGCUGGAGUCAAAGUUCGAACCGCGGCUCUCAGAUUUUGGCAUUGCUAGAUUGUUGAGUUCAAAUACAACUAACUGGACAACAAUUGCUGGGUCUUAUGGCUACAUGGCUCCAGAGCUCGCAUUCACGAUGCGAGUUACGGAUAAAUGUGACGUUUAUAGCUUUGGAGUGGUGGCAUUAGAAGUUAUGAUGGGUAGGCACCCAAGGGAGCUCUUAUCUUUCAUGUCAUCAUCCAAAUCAACAAAAGCAACUCCAAUUUCAGACAGUGCAGAAUUUCUUCUAAAGGAUGUGCUAGACCAAAGACUCCCACAACCAACCGGCCAAAUUGCGCAUGAUGUGGCAUUUGUGGUGACAAUGGCCUUACAUUGCGUGAGUGACACGCCAGAGUCACGACCCACCAUGCAUUUUGUAGCACAAAAAUUGUCAGCUCGAACCCAAGCUUGCAAUUCCUACCCAAUGGACACGAUGACCAUUAGCGAGCUCACAAGCAAAUAGAACAAAUUGGCAUUCUGGUAGCAUCCAAUAAAUAAAAAUGUUGGACCUUGAGGCCAUGUAUGCUAGUAUUAUCUUUUGUAUUUUUGAAUAAUCUCUAGGGCUGAUGUCCAGUUGAGGGCUAGUGACUUCAACCCUAAUAGUGGGUUCUCUUUUGCCAUGUAACUUCUCCUUACGACUUGUAUGUUUCUUCCA